Molecule: messenger RNA, 366 nt
Organism: Episyrphus balteatus (marmalade hoverfly)
Lineage: Eukaryota; Metazoa; Arthropoda; Insecta; Diptera; Syrphidae
Product: probable insulin-like peptide 1
Exons: 2
Coding region: 1-366 (121 amino acids)
Cellular component (GO): extracellular region
Molecular function (GO): hormone activity
Source: RefSeq, a predicted model, not a curated record
AUGGCACGAAUUAAUAUCAUUUUUGGACUACGAAGUGUUUGUUUAAUUGCAGUUACUUUUUGUGUAAUUUUCCAUUUAACACAAUCGGAUUCAAUAAUUUGUGGUAAAGCAAUUAAUAAUGCUUUAGAUAUGAUGUGUGAAAAUGGAUUUAAUACUUAUCGAACUAAACGAAGUUUUCCUUUAGAAGAAAUCACCGAUGACAGCAACGACGAAGUAGACAACUUUGGAUUGGACCAAUUACCAUUCUGGAGAAGCAUGUCUGCUGAUAGUUUAACAAAACUGCGACGCAGAAGAGAUGGUGUUUAUUAUGAAUGCUGUGUGAAACCAUGCACUAAGGCAGAGUUGAUGACAUUCUGUCGACCAUGA